Molecule: messenger RNA, 4581 nt
Organism: Coregonus sp. 'balchen'
Lineage: Eukaryota; Metazoa; Chordata; Actinopteri; Salmoniformes; Salmonidae
Source: the annotation of a GenBank genome assembly
AUGCAUUUUAUGGGCUCCAGUGCCGAGAAAGGCCGUGCCGGACUAAUGGGCCGUGUGUCCACUGUCCAAAUUCUCACCUUGCACCGUGAGCUACUGGUCUCCCAGGUGAAGAGCACGCAGUGCAUUCUGGAUAACCUCCUACAAAGUGGUUUUCUGUGUACCGAGGAUGCAGAAAUCAUCCAGCGCUCAGCCACCAAGACAGACCAGGUAAUUUACCAUAGGAGGGUUUCAAAGAGGAGACAUGUCCAUUUGGACCACAUAUCAAAUUACAAAGUAGCCAUCACAAAGACAUGCUCUUGCCUACAAGGCCCUAACUCAAAUUGACUAAUUUAUUUUAAGAUGAGAAAAUAUAAAGACAAUACUUUAUUUUGCAAUACAAUGGCAUUUGGUAUGCUGGCAGAAUCCUGUUUGGCCACAUUAAUCAAUGUAGAAAGUGAGAUAGAAAAAUGGUUAGCUGUUAAAUUAUUAUUAAAUAUUAAUCACUGUAAAGUAAAUAUGAUUUACUUAUGAUUGACAUUGCACAGGUGCGUAAAAUCCUGGAAUUGGUCCAAAGCAAAGGGGAGCAGGCAUGUGAAUACUUCCUAUAUAUUCUCCACAAAGUUUAUGAUGCAUACAUAGACCUCCAACCAUGGCUUAAAGAGAUCAACUACCAGCCACCAGACUCCAUACAGGACAUACCAGUGAAGAACACAGACCCUAGUAAGUAUGUCAGUAGACUGUAUGGUGCUGCACUUCAUGUGCUAUUGGAAUAUUAUAAAAUAAAAAAUACAGUGCAUUGGAAAUGUAAGCUAUUAGAGAAUCACGAGGGCAACUACUGUAUAUUUUGGCUGAAUAUCAGUGGUUGAGAAUGAGACUGCAGUGUAUUCUCACUACCCCCCUCUCUUCUCAGUUAGUAGGUACUGUGAGAAGCUGAGGCACGAGCUGGGCCGAGACACGCGCUUCAUUGCCUCCUAUGCCCAGCGAGAGGAGACCCUCCUGGAGGAGCUCUAUACAGACACCCUGAUGGAGCUCCUGAAUGACCGCAAUGAGAGCCUGGGCCACCUGGAGGGUCUGGCGCAGCUCCUGGGAGAGCAGGGUGUAUUUAACCCCGAGGCCGAGACGGUGCUCGUCACUGGGGACGCUGGGGUGGGCAAGUCUAUCCUCCUCCAGAAGCUCCAGAGGCUGUGGUCCAAGCGGGAGCUGGAACAGACAGACGCCAUGUUCUUCUUCAAGUUCAGCUGCAGGAUGUUUAGCACAUUCAAGGAGACAGAUGAGAUCUCACUCAGGGACCUGCUCUUCAAAUAUAACUGCUACCCUGACCAGGAUGAGGAUAACGAGGUGUUCAGAUAUAUCCUCCGCUUCCCUGAAAAGGUUAUCUUUACGUUUGACGGCUAUGAUGAGAUCCAGGAUGAUCUGGACCUGAAGAACGUGCCUGACGUGGUUUCUCCAGAGGAGAGGACUCACCCCCUUCUGGUGCUCAUUAACCUGCUCUGUGGGAAGCUGCUUAAUGGUUCCCGGAAGGUUCUUACGGCUCGGACAGGCACCGAGGUCCAGAGCAGGGUGAUCCGGAAGAGGGUGGCCCUGCGUGGGUUCUCUCCGGCCCACCUUCAGACCUACACCAACUUGCACUUCAAGGACCAGGAGCACCGGGACCUGGUCUCAGUCCAGAUGGACGCCAGCCCCCACCUCUGUGGCCUCUGCUCCAUCCCCCUCUUCUGCUGGAUCGUCUUCAAGAGCUUUAAACACCUGCGCUCAGUCUACGAUGACUUUGAGCUGCCAGAGGUUUGCGUGACCCUCACUAACGUAUUCCUCCUGCUGUCUGAACUCUUCUUCAGCCGGGGGGCCGCUCCCCCACCUAGCCUCCUGAAGAGAAACACCAGGUGUCCCGCUGAUACCUUCAGGGCAGGGCUGAAGCCGCUGACAGCCUUCUCCAAGCUGGCUCUGCUGGGCAUGGAGAGAGGAGGCUUCGUGUUCAACCAGGAGGAGGUGGCCUCCUGUGGCCUGACUGAGGAGGACCUUCAGAUGGGUUUCCUCCGACCAGUCAGCCACUACAAUGCCUGUGGAAACCCUUCCACCUUUGAGUUCCUGCACCUCACCCUGCAGUCCUUCUUGGCUGCAUUCUCCCUGGUUCUGGACGAACAGGCCACCGUAGGCAACAUCCUCAAGUUCUUUACAGAGUGCAGCAAGAGGGACAACACAUCUUGUUUAUCGUGUGUCGUCCCCUACAUCUGUGGUUCCUCUAAACCCAGAGGAAAGGACCCGUUCAAGACCAAUGAGCAUCUCCAGUUCGCCAACCUCUUCCUGUGUGGACUGCUGUCUAAGGCCAACGCCGGCCUGCUGAAGCACAUUGUUCCUCCAGCGCUACUGAAGAGGAAGCGGGCGGUCCUCAAGUCCUACCUGUCCACCAGCGUGAGGUCCCACCUCCGCGGCCUGCCACUCCACAGCACAGAGCAGGAGGGCAGCAAGGUGCACGUCCUGCCCAACUUCCUGUGGAUGCUGCGCUGCAUCUUCGAGACAGGAAGUAAAGAGGUGGCCCAGCUGACUGCGAAGGGCAUAACAGCUGACUACAUCAAGCUGGGCUACUGUAAUGUGUUCUCUGGCGACUGCAGCGCCCUCAACUUUGUGCUGCAGCACCGGCGGAAGAGGCUAGGGGUGGACAUGGACAACAACAACAUCAGUGACUAUGGGGUCAAGCAGCUCAGGCCUUCAUUCAGUAAGAUGACUGUGGUGAGGUGAGGAAUUAGGAAUACAUGCAGAUGGAAACACUAUGUACUUUAUGCCACUGUUUACAUAAAAGGUACACUUGUUUACAAGUAACAUUUGCAAAUCAUGUCUUUCUGCUAUAAAAAAAUACUAGUAUAACUAACUAUAAAGUAUAACUUUUCAGCCAAAUUAGUUUUUUCCAUUUCAGGUUGUGUGUCAAUCAGAUCUCAGACAGCAGCGUUGAGGUACUGGCUGAGGAGCUUAUCAAACACAAAGUGGUGAAGGUUCUGGGGUGAGUCAGUGUCUAUCAGGGUCAACUUGCCUGUCAAACUUCAGUACAGUAUUGUGCUGAAUGAUGAAAUUCAUAUGACGUGACUAUUUAUUUUGUCUUGAUUUUACAGACUUUACAAUAAUCACAUCACGGACAUCGGAGCAAUGCUAAUCGCUCAUAUCAUUGAGGAAUGUCCUAAGUUAAGAGUCGUCAAGUAUGUAAAUUAAUAUGUCCAAUCAAUGAUAUAAUUACUUGUGUAUAAAUUAAAAUGUUUAUUUUUGGCACUUUGAUUUGUUCAAAGGCUUGGCAGCAACAAGUUCACCAGUGUGGGUGGCAGGUAUCUAGCCAGUGCCAUUCAGAAGAGCACAUCUAUCUUUGACGUGGGGUAAGUGCACUAUUGCAAUAUUUUUUAUUCAAUUUUGGAUCAGAGUGCAUGGGAUGGAUUGUUCCUGUUUUUCAGAAUGUGGGGGAACACCAUUGGUGAUGAAGGAGCGAGAGCAUUCGCAGAGGCCCUGAGGAAUCACCCAAGUCUUACCAACCUCAGGUGAGAUAGAUGGCAAGAUAUGUCAUCGUUAUCGUUUCUCUGAAUAAGUAUGUGGCACUGAUUGUGCCAUGUCAUUUUCAGUUCUCCCACAACUGUGGUUCAGGUCAGAAAUAAGGAAGUAUAACCCAUUGGUGUAUCAUUUUUCUAACGCACAUUCAGCUACAGUAUGGGUUACUGAACUCCCUUACUCACAAACACUGAAACUACAGUAUCUAUUUUACAGUAUAUCACUCUGCCUCAUAGUAAUAUCAUUACUUAAAGUAAUACAGUAUACUUAUGUAUUACUAAUAAUAAUUAUAUUUCUAUGCUCUUCUCUCCCUUAGUCUCUCAGCCAAUGGCAUCACUUCAGAAGGUGGGAGGAGCUUGGCCGAAGCGCUGAAAGACAACACAAUGCUCAGAAUCUUCUGGUAGGACAAUCUUAUUAAUUCAUACAGUUUCUGGUGACAGUAUGUGUAUCUGUAUAUUUAAUGUGUAUUUGUGCCUUGGAGUUAACAGUUUAUACGUGGUGUUUUGUUCUAGGUUGGUGCAAAACAAGUUGUCAGAUGAUGUAGCACCAGACUUGGCAGAACUGAUCAGAUCCAACACGGGUCUAUCUCACCUCUGGUAAGGCAGGCCACAGUCUCAACACUCCCCCCAACAACCAAUAAUUAUGUUUAGCUUCAGAAUGAACCAGAAAGUAAACAAAAGUUAUUUCUGAAUGUUAAUAAAAGUUAGCCGGUUAACCUAGUGAUCACUCUGUGCAGGUUAAUCAAGAAUCAGCUGACAGUGGAUGGAAUCAGAACGCUGUCAGAGGCUCUCUCCAACAACACAUCUCUCAAAGAGAUCAGGUGAGUGUAUGCAAUGUCUUUCGUUUAAAGGCACAUUACUCUAUUUUUUUGUACCAGGUUAAUAAUAGUAUUUGAUAUAUUCCUGAAAUACAUCUUUCACCAUUUCCACUUUGUAAUGGUUGUGGGUCUUUGAAUGCAUUGCUGGUUCCUGAUUAUCAUGUGCUCUGUCAUCACUCACCCAUAGUUUGAAAGGAAACUGUCUUUCUGAAGAGGAAGAGAAGCUGUUUGAGGCUGAGGGAAGGCUACGCUUCCACUGA